AUGUCUGAGCCCAUCCGCAAUAAGCGCGCCGACCAGGCCAUCGCGCCGUACGUCUUCCUGCCUCCCUCCAACACCCAAGCCAUGUCGACACUUGCCGCUAACCACCACCCGGUGCUCAGUACGCCGCAAAACACCCCGGCCAACGCCGCCCCCAUCUCUUCGCGCGCCCAGCAACCUGGCGUUGCGAGUAUCAAGGAAGAGGACUUCGACCGCGCCGCGGCCGCGUCCAUCUUCGCCCAGAACCCCCAGCUUGUGUCCAUGAUCCAGGGCAAGCUCGGCUCGCUCGUCGGCCGUUCGUCCGGCUACAUUGAGUCCCUUCCCGCAGAUGUCCGCAAGCGUGUCGCCGGCCUGAAGGGCGUCCAGAAGGAGCACUCCAAGCUCGAGGCCGAGUUCCAGGAGGAGGUCCUGCAGCUGGAGAAGAAGUAUUUCGCCAAGUUCACCCCGCUGUACCAGAAGCGUGCCAAGAUUGUCAAUGGCCAGGAGGAGCCCACCGAGGAGGAGAUCAAGGCCGGCGAGGCCGCCGAUGAGGAGGACGAGGAGGCCGAGAAGGCCAGUGAGGAGGAGAAGGCCGCUGAGCCCACCGACCCCGUCAAGGGUAUCCCCGAGUUCUGGCUGUCGGCCAUGAAGAACCAGGUUUCGCUUGCCGAGAUGAUCACCGACCGCGACGAGGCCGCUCUGAAAUACCUGACCGACAUCCGCAUGGAGUACCUCGACAAGCCCGGUUUCCGCCUCAUCUUCGAGUUCGCCGAGAACGACUUCUUCACCAACAAGACCAUCACCAAGACCUACUACUACCAGGAGGAGAACGGAUACGAGGGUGACUUCAUCUACGACCACGCUGAGGGCGACAAGAUCGACUGGCUGCCCGGCAAGGACCUGACCGUCCGCGUUGAGAGCAAGAAGCAGAGGAACAAGAACACCAAGCAGACGCGCGUUGUCAAGAAGACGGUCCCCACCGAGUCUUUCUUCAACUUCUUCUCCCCGCCCAAGGCCCCCACCGACGAGGACGACGACAUCUCGUCGGACAUCGAGGAGCGCCUCGAGCUCGACUACCAGCUGGGCGAGGACAUCAAGGAGAAGCUCAUCCCCCGCGCCAUCGACUGGUUCACCGGCGAGGCCCUGCAGUUCGAGCAGAUCGACGACUACGACGAGGGCGAGUUCGAGGAUGAGGACGAUGAGGAGGAGGACGACCUCAGCGACGACAGGGACGAGGACGAUGAGUCGGACGAGGAGGGCGAUGGCUCGAAGCCGAAGCAGGAGGCGGCCGAGUGCAAGCAGAGCUAG
This is a messenger RNA of Lasiodiplodia theobromae, 1284 nucleotides long. RefSeq names its product Nucleosome assembly protein. The record is from RefSeq and is a predicted model, not a curated record. Gene Ontology annotation, molecular function: chromatin binding; histone binding. The transcript has 4 exons. Gene Ontology annotation, biological process: nucleosome assembly. NCBI's taxonomy places the organism in Eukaryota, Fungi, Ascomycota, Dothideomycetes, Botryosphaeriales, Botryosphaeriaceae. Bases 1 to 1284 code for a protein of 427 amino acids. Gene Ontology annotation, cellular component: chromatin; nucleus.